AUCAAAAUGGGCGAUUCUACGCCAAUUUGCCGUUGCCGUGUUCUCUAUUUGGGAAGCGCUGUACCACGCCAAAGCAAAGACGGCCUACAGGGUAUUCAGGAACCACUGCGCAGCCUUUACCCCUCAGAGGGUGCGGUUGGCGCCAAAGGCAUUGAUUCUUGGCUUAGUGUCUGGUCCAAUGGCAUUCUAUUGGAAAAUGUCGACGAAAAUCUUAAGGAAAUUACCAGAUUCUUUCCGAUUGAAUCAUUGCAUUACUGUGCCGCCGUUCGACAAGUCCUUAUACCCGAACGUGGCAACUCGAAUCCUGAACCGAAAUUUCUUCCACUCGAUUCGCCAUUUGCACGAAUGCCGCGUGCCCAACAUCCACCGAUAUUUGCAGCAAUUCUACGUCGCACCACCGGCAUCAAAGUCCUCGAAUGUCAUGUGUUCAUUUGCAAACGCGAAGCAGCUGCCAAUGCUCUAGUCAGAUGCUGUUUCCAUGCCUAUGCGGAUAAUUCGUAUGCUCGCCAACUGGAGACGGGUAGUACAGGCGGCGGUGCGGGCAGCAGUGUUUAUGGAACACUCAAAAGCAAUAUGGUCGCCAGCAAAUCGAAUGGCGACCUGACCAGUGUAGGACUUUCGAAUGGCAAUCAUCAUCAUCACCAUGUGCCGUCAUCCUCAACCAGUCAUGCCGGCUGGAGAUCCCGGGCGGGAAGCAUCACAACACUGAACAGUGUUGGACGGCAAUCGAAUGGUCAUCUAAUGAAUGGUGAUAGUACCAGUGCAGCCGAGGGCUAUACAUCUGUUAAGAAUUUUUAUGGUAGCAGUGCCGAUUUAAAUGUCGCCAUCGACGAUGGAGAUGCUUCUCUAUACAACGGUGAUGCAAAUCACAAAGUAUGGAGCGGUUCACAGGAUCAAUUGGACAGCAUCGUUAUGGAAAGUCCAUACGAUAUGUACUCAGGCAACACAUCGACAUUGGGCCGACCGGCACGUAUGCGUCAGAUGAGUCAUCCAAUUGAAGUUCCCCCACCGCCAAUGAAAGAGGAAAGUAGCAAAAAGAAGAAAGACAAAAAAUCAUCCAAGUCAUCGAGUAGUCAAAGUUUGUCCGGCACCUUGAUACGGCCCAAACCAAUACAUCCGGCUGCAAUGCAGAGGCCUGGUAUGCCAAUUCCGGGCCACGGUGGAAAUAUGAUAUAUGGCCCUCUGCCAGGACCACCACCACAAAUGAUGGGCCGAAACUAUCAUACAAUUAGUCAUCGAGGAUUUCCGCCGGGUCCACCACCACAUCAUCCUGGCAUGCCGCCACCAAUGAUGCAACAUCCACCUCCCCACAUGGGUAUGCCAAUGCAAGUGCCCGUCAUGAUGCCUCAACAAUAUGCUACCCUUCAGCCUACGACUAGCACAAAAAAGAAGAAAAAGGACAAGAAAAAUACUGGCAUUCCUGUGGGUAUGCCAAUUGUACCACCUAUGUAUGCCUAUCAUCAUGCUCAGGCAAUGGGUGGACCAAUACCUCCACCACCGCCACAAAGUGUCUUGGCCCAAUCUGUCAUCGGCGAACCAAGACCGUUGUCUGUGUCAAGUCGAAAGCUGGCCGCAUCCAUGGGCAACGGCCUUGACGAUUCAGGAAAUUCAGGAGCAGAAUCUCCAGGCGGUACUGGCAUAUAUCGGCGCAAAGGUCACUUAAAUGAGCGGGCCUUCAGCUAUUCCAUUCGUCAAGAACAUCGUAGCCGUAGUCACGGUUCGUUAGCUAGUCUUCAAUUCAAUCCUCCAGACAUGAAGAAGGAACGAGAAAUUGCCCAAAUGGUGGCGGGCUUAGAUUUAAAUGAUGGUCCCAGCCACGAUGAUCCCCGCGCCAUGGGACCCUCAACGCUGCAACGUAAACAAGCGGCAAUGAUGAACGGUAAUGGAGCCAUUUACGGUAACGGUGGUGGUUCUGCCAUCUAUGGCAAUGGUCCAUCAAGCAGCUUUGGCAAACCUAGAAGAUAAAGAAGAUCACAAAUAAAGUCCAUCGAAGUCUUUCGUAAAUGGUUUAAUAAACUUGUUGGGAAGGGAGAUCA
Messenger RNA from Musca vetustissima, 2036 nucleotides. RefSeq lists its product as uncharacterized. The record is from RefSeq and is a predicted model, not a curated record. Bases 7 to 1965 code for a protein of 652 amino acids. NCBI's taxonomy places the organism in Eukaryota, Metazoa, Arthropoda, Insecta, Diptera, Muscidae. The transcript has 2 exons.